This is a messenger RNA of Falco peregrinus (peregrine falcon), 1893 nucleotides long. RefSeq names its product centromere protein L (gene CENPL). The transcript is spliced from 4 exons. The record is from RefSeq and is a predicted model, not a curated record. The coding region runs from base 1 to 1005 and encodes 334 amino acids. NCBI's taxonomy places the organism in Eukaryota, Metazoa, Chordata, Aves, Falconiformes, Falconidae.
AUGGAGUCGGCGGAGUGGGGCUCGCGGGUGCUGCCCAGCCUCGGGCGGCUCUCACGGGGGCCGCCGUUCGGGCGGACGCAGGGGCAGUUCGGGCUCAGCCUCAGCAGCCACGGCCUCUCGCCGGCGCCGCGCUCCCUGGAAAACGCAGAUCCCCGGAGAACGGCGUUUCUACUGCACAAACAGUGGACCUUGUACAGCGUGACCCCCCUGUACAGGUUCUCCAGCGCCCAUUUGCGAGCUUAUGCCAGGCUGCUCAGCGCUUUCAUCGCUGCCGAGAAGCAGAAGGGACUGGCGGUGGAAGUAGGGGUUGAGCUGGACAUCAAAGUGGCCGUCUCCAGCCUUCCAGACCUGAGAGGUACUGACCAAGACCAGGCUGCGAUUCUAGUGCAGCUUUCUUUGAGAUCACCAAUUUCCAAAAAAAACUCAGAAGAGAAACUGGUGUGGUCGGGCUGUUUCUGCUCUGUGUUUGGAGAUGAUCUUUCUGAGAAAAUUCCACCAGACUUCACUUGUUUACCUCUGUUUCUUACUAAUGGGGCAGAGAGUUACACAUCCAUUGUUGGAAGUUGGUUUCAGAAGAAUUUUGACUGCAGCUUCCGCCGUUUAGCCAUCAGUCCUCUCAAUCUCGGUUGGAUGGCCGCUAUGUGGACUGGAUGCAAACUGGACAUAUUAACAUCUGCCAUAGAACUCGUUUUCUCUGUCCCCAGUCUGCCCCAGCCUCUGGAUAUUUCAUAUGCCAUUCAUCCAGAGGAUGCAAAAGCUCUGUGGGACACAAUCCAAAAAACUCCAGGAGAGAUCACUCAAGAAGAGGUAGAUGUUUUUAUGGACUGCCUUUACGCUCACUUCCACAGACACUUUAAGAUCCACUUGUCAGCUACAAAACUGGUGAAAGUUUCUACAGCAAUUGCCUCAGCACACUGUGAUGGGAUUAUAAAGUUUCUACAAAGUCAAUACCUAACUGGAGUGCUGAUGCUACUGACAGAACUAGCAAUCUGUCACAUACAGUGAGAGUAACUUCAGCUAAUCUUCAUGCUAAAAAGGCUUACUGUUGGAAGAUGUAUGCUGAGAAACCAACUGGAAACUCGCUUUUGCAGCAUCAUUUUUCCUUUCAUGCUGGCUGUCCAAAGCUGGACUCAACUCUGUAACGAGCUGUAAUUCAACAUUAUGCACAGCAAAAGCAAGCAGACAUGCUGCCCUCAAGAAGGGGUACAAACUAAUAGUUUAAGCACCUUUGUUUUACCAUAAUUACUCUGUUCAUUUAUGUGUUAUGAGCCAGGGGUGAGGGGAUAAACUGCAAAUUCUUAAAUGUAACUUAUUAAUAGGUAUUUCUGUUUUCACAUACCUAGGCAGCCUAAGCUGUACUGGCCUUAGCUAAACUGCAACUACUCUUGGGCCCAAAGUCAGGCACACCUGAGAAAGGGUGCAUGCUUUACAAACCAAAGCAGAGAAAUCCAGGUUUCUAAAUGCCCUUCUAGCUUGUGAAGUUGUUUAUGAACAGUAUGACUGGUUGGCAAUGGUCAUCAAGUGCUCAUCUAAGUCCUAGUUGAGCUAAGGUGAACAGCAUGAGAGUGAGAACUGCCCUGUGUGUCCAGCCUGUUGGUCCUCAGACAAGCUAAUAGGAAACGAAGGCCUGUGUGUAAGAGCACGCUGUAUUGUGCUUUGCCUAAUGUCUGUAGUCUUCUAGGCCGGAGAGCUCUUGGGGUUGGAGGUACGGGUGCUGAAAUGUUAUAUUAGAUCUGUCCCUGCUACAGGAGGUAGGAGUUCAGAGAGCCAGUGCACAGUGCGUGGCUAUAGCUUAAAUGAGCAGAAAGGAAAUAGAGUUUGUACAUGUUGAGUAUUAUGAUUUUUGUAUUACAGUACUAAAUAAAGAAAAUGUUUGCCAUCUUUUGCCAAUAA